Messenger RNA from Rhododendron vialii, 1160 nucleotides. RefSeq lists its product as uncharacterized. NCBI's taxonomy places the organism in Eukaryota, Viridiplantae, Streptophyta, Magnoliopsida, Ericales, Ericaceae. The record is from RefSeq and is a predicted model, not a curated record. Gene Ontology annotation, molecular function: ubiquitin-protein transferase activity. Bases 171 to 755 code for a protein of 194 amino acids. The transcript has 5 exons.
AGAGUUUGGAUAGGAAUAGGAUUACUUGCGUUACUUCCCAUUAAAAAUGAAAUCCCAAUGGAAUUAAGCAACCUGCUACCAAACAGAGCCUUUGUAAAUUCUCUCCGAAAUCGCCUAUACAACCCAACACCGACGCAGAAUCCCAGAUUCGUAGUAGCUCUCCUCCAUGAAUGAGAAAGCAGCAGAGGUGUAGUGGAUGUAAGAAUUGGAGUAGCAUUAUGGAUUCUGUGUGUAGUUGCUUUCAUGUUCCGGAAGUUGACGAGAAUGUUGAAUCCAAUAGCUCCAACCACAGUGGCGGAGCUAGGAUUAAGAAACCCGAGGGGCCGAGUUAUAACUUAAAAACUAAGUAUGGACGAUUACCAAAUAAUCAGAAUAUAACCCCAAAGAUUAGCAGUGGAAUGAUCAUGCAGCUCAGUUCUAAUAGUGGAGCGACAUCAAAAGCAAGCUAUUUGGAGUCCUCUAAGAAAUUGCCGGGUAAAGUUCUAAUGACAAGUAAAGUUGGACAUCUCAAUUCUAUCUCUGAAGAGGAAGAUGAUGUCUGCCGACCUGCCGAUCAAAAAAAAGACGUCUGCCGACCUGCCAAUCAAAAAAAAGAUGUCGGCCGACUCUGCGGUACUUGUCUCAAAGAGUUUGCACCGAUAGAUCCUGAGAUAACUGCACAGUGUGGUCAUAUGUAUCACCUCAAAUGCAUGUAUGAGUGGCUGGAGAGAAGUGGAAAAUGCCCAGUUUGUGCGAAGGCGGUUGAUGGUGUUUGAUGAAACAACGUGAUCUCAACUGCAAAGACCGGAAAAGAUAGAAAGGGUGCAAGGAAAAGAAAACGAAAAUCCAGCAAACUUUUGAGUUGCCAGCCGGUAGCGCAAAAGUGCAUUAUGUGAAGCUUCUAAUCUACUGUAGGUACCCUUUUUUUUUUUUUUUUUUUACAGGUUUGAGGAUAACUUUUCAUCAUUUGUUAAUUAAAUUUGCUAUAGCAGAGGGUAUAUGGAUGAGCUGAGAAAAACUCGUUACUGGGAAUUUAGGCGUGCUUGUGAGCUUGGUCAAUAAAUUUCAGCAAUACUCUUCUCUUAUGUUGGUUGUGCGUUUAGUUUUUUUGGCUUGGUUUGCUUUAAUGGCAAUGUUACAGAUGAACUCAUUGACUUGUUACUGUUCUUAACUUUCUUUCC